Molecule: messenger RNA, 1661 nt
Organism: Glycine soja
Lineage: Eukaryota; Viridiplantae; Streptophyta; Magnoliopsida; Fabales; Fabaceae
Product: cytochrome P450 93A3
Exons: 2
Coding region: 94-1596 (500 amino acids)
Cellular component (GO): membrane
Molecular function (GO): oxidoreductase activity, acting on paired donors, with incorporation or reduction of molecular oxygen, NAD(P)H as one donor, and incorporation of one atom of oxygen; heme binding; iron ion binding
Source: RefSeq, a predicted model, not a curated record
AUUACUACAUCACUAAGCCUGACUUAUAUAAUGAUGCUCCAAGUAACACGUAUUGUGAGUUUAAAAACUUGGUAAGCGUUCCUAAAUUAAUUUAUGGAUGCUGCUGGUGCUACCCUUUUGUGUUACAUCUUCUUCAUAGCUUUGCUCAUUUUCCCAAUACUUUUCAAGUCCCUUGUCACACGAAGCACAAAGAAAUUUCGACCACCACCAAGUCCACCAACACUUCCCAUCAUAGGCCACCUCCACCUUGUGGGCUCAGUCAUACCAAAAUCAUUCCAAGCCCUAGCUCGCCUCUAUGGCCCUCUCAUUCAGCUCCGUUUAGGUGCCUCAACAUGCGUAGUUGUCUCCAACGACCAAGUUGCCAAAGAAGUGAUGAAAACCAACGACCUCAAUUUCUGUUACCGACCCCACUUUGGAUCCUCCGAGUACUUCUUGUACAAAGGCUCUGAUUUUAUCACCGCCCCAUAUGGCCCUUAUUGGCGCUUCAUCAAGAAGCUUUGCAUGACGCAGCUUCUAUCCAGCUCGCAGCUAGGGCGCUUCGUGCACGUCCGAGAGCAAGAAAUUAAUAAACUCUUGAAAUCUGUUCUAGUGUGUUCCAGUGAAGGUAGGGUUAUUGAUUUGAGCUUUGAGCUCACUUCUUUGACCAACAAUAUCUUGUGCCGGAUGGCUAUGAGCACCAGCUGUUUGGAUAGGGUUCAUGAUGCUGCUGAGAUUCUUGACUUGGUGAGGGAGUUUUUGCAUGCAGGAGCUAAGUUGAGCAUGGGUGAGGUGUUGGGACCUUUGGGGAAGUUUGAUUUGUUUGGGUAUGGGAAGAAGCUUGUCAAAAUAGUUGGCAAGUUUGAUCAGGUUUUGGAGCGUAUCAUGGAGGAACACGAAGAGAAAAACACUGAGGUUCGUCGAGGAGAAACAGGGGACAUGAUGGAUAUUAUGUUGCAAGUUUAUAAAGAUCCAAAUGCUGAAGUGAGGUUAACAAGGAAUCAUAUCAAGGCCUUCUUCCUAGAUAUUUUCCUAGCGGGAACAGAAACGUCUUCAGCAGCGUUGCAAUGGGCAAUGGCUGAGAUGAUGAACAAGGAAGGAGUGUUAAAAAGGGUGAAGGAAGAGAUCGAUGAAGUGGUGGGAACUAACAGGUUGGUUAGUGAAUCAGACAUUACAAAUCUACGUUACCUCCAAGCUGUAGUGAAGGAAGUUUUAAGACUCCAUCCAACGGCGCCGCUUGCUAUAAGAGAAUCAGCAGAGAACUGCAGCAUCAACGGGUAUGAUAUCAAGGGCCAGACACGAACACUCAUCAAUGUCUACGCCAUCAUGCGGGACCCAGAAGCGUGGCCCAACCCAGAGGAGUUUAUGCCGGAGAGGUUCUUGGAUGGGAUCAACGCCGCUGAUUUCAGCUAUCUUCCGUUUGGGUUUGGCAGGAGGGGGUGCCCUGGAUCUUCCCUUGCAUUAACGCUCAUACAAGUCACGCUUGCAUCGCUUAUCCAAUGUUUUCAAUGGAAUAUCAAAGCCGGAGAGAAGCUUUGUAUGGAAGAAGCCUCAUCCUUCUCUACAGGAUUGGCAAAGCCUCUUCUUUGUUACCCUAUAACUCGUUUUAAUCCUUUUUAACUUUCAGCUCAAUGCAAUUUCCAAGGGAUAAUGCCAUAGUGUUUUAAGUUAGUUUUUUGUUAAAA